UCACGCCGUGCACAGUUGAAAUUUUCAAAGCUGGAAAACUAAAACGAUCGAAGUGUUUAAAGCGUUUCAAAUCGCGCAAAAGGCGUAACUAAAGCUGCGUUAAGUGCAACGUUUUAAAAUAUGUUCGUUCAACUGUGCUAACAAUAUGCUGCGAUUUGUUGGCUGUUUGAUUUGCCUAUGCUGGCAAGCAAAUUUUAUAUAUGCGGAUAUAGCCAAGUAUGCUGACUCAAUUAUAGAAGAUGCGCGUCUAAGAUCGCCCGAGCUUAUAAGGAAAUAUGGUUAUCCAGUGGAGCUGCAUAGCAUAAAUGCUAAGGAUGGUUUUCAGCUGACAGCGCAUCGCAUACCCAAGCCAGGCGCACAGCCUGUGCUGCUGGUGCAUGGCCUGGAGGACAGCUCCAGCGGCUGGUUAUUGCUGGGGCCCAAUACGUCGUUUGCCUAUUUGCUAAGUGAUCGCGGCUAUGAUGUUUGGCUGCUCAACACGCGUGGCAAUCGCUACUCACGCAAACAUAGCAAAUAUCAUUUAUUGAAUCCACAGUUUUGGGACUUUUCAUUUCAUCAGCUUGGCAUUUAUGAUCUGCCUGCCACUAUUGACUAUAUAAUAGCUAAUACCAACUUCAAGCAGCUGCAUUAUGUGGGUCAUUCCCAGGGCACCACUUCCUUCUUUGUCAUGGGCAGCGAGCGUCCUGCAUAUAUGAAAAAGAUUCUGCUGAUGCAGGCUCUGGCGCCUGUGGCUUACUGGAAUAACAUAGAUAAUCCUUAUUACCUAUUGGUGGCGCCUUAUAUAAAUGCUCUUGUGCGCCUUUUCCACUCCGUGGGCAUACACGAGCUGCCACCGGAGAAUGAAGUCUGGAGAGAGUUGGCCUAUCAGCUUUGCAGCUUUGCCUUCAAGAACACCUGCACCUAUAUUGUCAUGGAGCUUAUGGGCUGGGACUUAAAUCAGUUCAAUGAUACCGCCAUACCGCUGAUAUUGGGUCAUUAUCCUGCAGGCUCCUCAGUCAAAUCGUUUGGACACUAUGGUCAGACUAUACACAGAAAAGAAUUCGCCAAAUACGACUACGGCCCUUUACAGAAUCGCAAGCUCUAUGGCAGCGAUACGCCGCCUAAAUAUAAACUGGGCAAUGUGGACUGCAAGGUUGCUUUGUAUUAUGGCAAUAACGAUUACUUAGCCGCUGUUAAGGAUGUGCAGCGCUUGAGUCGUGAGCUGGGCAAUGUGGUGCAUGAUGAGCUGCUGGCCUAUAAGAAAUUCAAUCAUUUGGACUUUGUUUUUGGCAAAGAUGUUAAGAAGUUGCUCUACAAUAGCAUGUUUGAGGUUAUGGCGAAAGUGGAGAGUGGACUGCUGACAAAUGAAAAUAAAUCUAUGGGCACUAUAGUUACAACGCGACCAAAAUUAAACAAAGGCACAACGAAUUACAGAAGUUAUCUAACAUUAAAGUAGCAUAAGCUAUAUUUAAGUAUU
This is a messenger RNA of Drosophila busckii, 1456 nucleotides long. Its product is annotated as lipase 1. The record is from RefSeq and is a predicted model, not a curated record. NCBI's taxonomy places the organism in Eukaryota, Metazoa, Arthropoda, Insecta, Diptera, Drosophilidae. The transcript is spliced from 4 exons. The coding region runs from base 146 to 1435 and encodes 429 amino acids. Gene Ontology annotation, molecular function: hydrolase activity, acting on ester bonds.